Messenger RNA from Phragmites australis (common reed), 1868 nucleotides. Its product is annotated as ricin B-like lectin R40C1. The coding region runs from base 16 to 1524 and encodes 502 amino acids. The record is from RefSeq and is a predicted model, not a curated record. Lineage: Eukaryota; Viridiplantae; Streptophyta; Magnoliopsida; Poales; Poaceae. The transcript has 6 exons.
UGCUGCAGUCGCGUGAUGUCUCAUUGGCUUCCUCGAGCUAUAAAACCCGAGCCGGAGUGCGAGGCCAGUCGCAAACAUCCUCGGAUCAGCCGGUCCCCAUCCCCCACCUCCCUUGGAAGCUUCAGCAUGUUCGGCCACGGGCACCACCACGGCCAUGGGCACCACCAGCCUCCACCGCCGCCAGGUCCGCAUGGCGGCGGUGGGUACCCGCCCAUGCCGCAGAACGAGCCGACGUUCAAGAUCUUCUGCCGCGCCGACGAGGGGUACUGCCUCACCGUGCGCCACGACGCCGUCGUCCUCGCGCCCACCAACUCACGCGACCAGUACCAGCACUGGUACAAGGACAUGAGGCACAGCACCAGAGUGAAGGACGAGGAGGGCCACCCGGCGUUCGCGCUCGUCAACCGGGCCACCGGCCUCGCCAUCAAGCACUCACUCGGCCAGUCUCAUCCUGUGAAGCUGUUUCCGUACAACCCGGAGUACCUGGACGAGUCGGUGCUGUGGACGGAGAGCCGCGACGUCGGCAAAGGCUUCCGCUGCAUCCGCAUGGUGAACAACAUCCACCUCAACUUCGACGCCUUCCACGGAGACAAGGACCACGGCGGCGUGCACGACGGCACCACCGUCGUGCUGUGGGAGUGGGCCAAGGGCCCGAACCAGAGCUGGAAGAUCCUGCCAUGGGGCGACGAGGCCUACGCGCCGCCGCCGGCGUACGGUAGCGGUGGGUACGGGUACCCCGGAGGCAGCCAGGCAGGUUCCUACCCGCCGCCACCUCCUGCCCAGGAGCCCGGCUACGGCUACCGACCCCCGCCAGGCGGCCCGGAGGGCUACGCGCCGCCGCCUGCCCAGGAGCCCGGCUACGGCUACCGACCCCCGCCAGGUGGCCCGGAGGGCUACGCGCCGCCGCCUGCCCAGGAGCCCGGCUAUGGCUACCGCCCCCCGCCAGGCGGCCCGGAGGGCUACGGGCCGCCGCCUGCCCAGGAGCCCGGCUAUGGCUACCGUCCCCCGCCGCCGGGCUACGGUGCUGGGUACGGGUACAGCAACCUGCCUCGUGAACUGGCGUCGCAGUCCACCGUGCGCAUCUACUGUAAGGCCGGAGAGGACUACAGCCUGACCGUGAGGAACGGCACCGUGUGCCUUGCGCCUACCAAUCCCAGGGAUGACUACCAGCACUGGGUGAAGGAAAUGAGGCACAGCACAAGCAUCAAGGACGAGGAAGGGUACCCGGCGUUUGCGCUGGUGAACAAGGUCACUGGUGAAGCCAUCAAGCACUCCCUGGGACAGAGCCACCCUGUUCGGCUGGUGCCGUACAACCCGGAGUACGUGGACGAGUCGGUGCUGUGGACGGAGAGCCGCGACGUCGGCAAGGGCUUCCGGUGCGUGCGCAUGGUGAACAACAUCUACCUCAACUUCGACGCGUUCCACGGCGACAAGGACCACGGCGGCGUCCAUGACGGCACCACCGUCGUGCUCUGGGAGUGGGCCAAGGGCGACAACCAGCGCUGGAAGAUCGUCCCCUGGUAGAUCAAGCGUGAUGUUGAGAUGAACCCUUGCUGCUGUCUGUCAUCCGCUUCAUGUCGAGUCCUUGUAUCUCUAUGAGCUCAGUUGUGAUUGUGAAUAAAGUCUUGCGACGCCGAUGUCAGAUCUAGGUCACUCCUUUGCUGCUGCUGCUGCUAAGCUACUUUUCUUUGUUUUUCUGAAAGAACUUUUGAGGGUGUUCAAUGGUCGCAGUGAUCCUCUGCCGCGUUUGUUGUGGAUUACUAGAUCAUGCGCAUGUAUCUGUCUGUCUCGGUUGUGCGAGAUGGUUGAGUUGUCUGUAUCAUUUGUUUCUGAUGAGCAAUCCAUAUUGCAUUUGUUGGCAUUCGCUA